Molecule: messenger RNA, 1756 nt
Organism: Neltuma alba
Lineage: Eukaryota; Viridiplantae; Streptophyta; Magnoliopsida; Fabales; Fabaceae
Product: bZIP transcription factor 12
Exons: 4
Coding region: 153-1097 (314 amino acids)
Biological process (GO): positive regulation of DNA-templated transcription
Cellular component (GO): nucleus
Molecular function (GO): DNA-binding transcription factor activity
Source: RefSeq, a predicted model, not a curated record
UCUGAGCUAUAUAUCUCUUUCUUGCUCUGUAAUCUGACCCCGAAAUAGCAGCGAUUUCACCCUCUCACAGCCUCAUACACUGAAGUGGGACUUUACAAUAGAGAAAUCCCAGGAGUUACCUCUCAAGGAUUCCCUAGAAAUCCGGCACCGGCAUGGCGUCGUCGAAGUUGGUCACGACGAAUCCGGAUCUGCCACGCCAGUCUUCUUUAUAUUCCCUUUCUUCUAUUCUCGCUGAUCUCCAGAACAACACCCACAACACCAACAACACCACCAAUAAUACUAACAACCACAACGAUUCCAACGCCGGCGCCGACGACCCUUCCAAGGCUUUGGGUUCUUUGAGCAUGGAUGAUCUCCUCAAGUCCUAUUACUCUUCUUCAUCCGAUCCCAAUAAUAACCCCAACCCGGCGCACCUCCCGUCGGACCCCAAUUUCCCCGCGGCUGCUGCUGCUGCUGCGGCUGCGGCGGAAUUGGGCACCAAGACGGCCGAGGAGGUGUGGCAGCAGAUGGUGGAGGGUGGUGAUCAGAGGCGGAUGGGUGCAGGGGAGGGUUUGGAGGCCAUGACUUUGGAGGAUUUUUUGGCCAAGGCUGGAGCUGUAAGAGAGGAGGAUGUCAGAGGGGUUCCUACCGUAGUACCUGGCCAUGCGAGUUUCCGCGUGGAUGCUGCGGCGACGGCCGCCGCCAUCAACGGUGGCGCUCAGUUCCCGAUGCCAACGCCGGUGCAGGUUAAGGAAGGGUCGUCCAUAGAGGUUUUUGGAAAUGGGAUUGACGGGACAGUAGUUGGAGUUGCAGCAUCAGCGGGAAGAGGGAAGCGAAGGAUUGUGGAGGAACCCGUUGAUAGGGCCACGCUUCAGAAGCAGAGAAGGAUGAUAAAAAACAGAGAGUCUGCAGCCAGGUCUAGAGAACGCAAGCAGGCUUACACUGUUGAGCUAGAGACUAUGGUGACACAGCUCGAGGCAGAGAAUGCACAACUAUCGAGUGAAAUGGCCGAAAAGGAGAAGCAGAGGUUCAAACAGCUCAUGGAAAACCUUAUUCCAGUGGUGGAGAAGCAUAGACCACAACGAAAGAUUCGGAGAGUGAAUUCAGCCCACUGGUGAUCUGAUCAGCAAUUUUCGUCUGACGGAUUGGUUUCUUUGGCCUUGUGAGAGUGAACUUGGUCCAUUGGUGAUUUCAAUAUGUAAUUUUUGACCUGAUGGAUCGACCUAAUGGCCUGUAGAUAGUAAUCAAAUGGAGCAAGAUGAUUUUAGGGAAAAGGGGAAACAGUUUCAGGGUUAUUCCAUAGCUGGUUAUCUUUCAGAGGCACUUGGAGCUUACCUUGUAUAGAGAAAGUAGCUGGCAAGUCAAAUAAUGCAAGUAAAAGUGAUAGAGGUUAAGGUCAUUGAUUUGUUGCUUGUGGAAGAUCCAUGGUGAUGAUGGAUUCUGAGCAGAUAGGUCCUGUUGCUAAAAAGUUGAAAUAAGUGAGGUUAUUGUAUUAUGCUGAUGGUCCAGCAAGGCUUCCCUUGCUUGUUGAUAUUGAGUGAAAGGAGAAGGGGAGGCUGAUUGAUCUGGAGUAGCCCUUUCUUUGUUCUUUUUCGCUUUUUGAGAUUUUUUACUAGUAUUGCAGGAGUUUAUAGAAUCUUUACCCUAGAGAGCGCUGACAGUACAUUAUUUGUAACAAGACUGAUCUUGAAUGAUAUUGCUGCUCAUUUUGAUUUCAAGAUUCUACUUGUAAUUCAUUACUAAUAAUCACAUUCUUUUGCAAUUUUCUCAGUUUUUA